CAAAGGCUGGCGCGGCGGCGGCGGCACAGUAUAACUCGUGGGGCUGCCGCGGCCAUGGCCACAGCCGCCUCCAACCCCUACGGCCUGCUGGGCGCCGGCGCGCUCGCCCACGCCGAGGGCGCGGGCAUGCAGCAGGGCAGCCCGUUCCGCAGCCCGCAGAAGCUGCUGCAGAGCGAGUACCUGCAGGGCGUCCCCGGCAAUGGGCACCCGCUGGGGCAUCACUGGGUGACCAGCCUGAGCGACGGCGCGCCCUGGCCCGCGGCGCUGGCGGGCGGCCCGCUGGAGCAGCCCGACGUGAAGCCGGGCCGCGAGGACCUGCAGCUGGGCGCCAUCAUCCACCACCGCUCGCCCCACGUCUCCCACCACUCGCCCCACGCCAACCACCCCAGCGCCUGGGGCGCCAGCCCGGCGCACAGCGCCUCGCUGGCCGCCCCCCCCGCCGCCGCCGCCGCCGCCGCCGCCGGGCAGCCCCUGAGCGUGUACUCGCAGGGCGGGUUCGCGGUGGGCGGCAUGCUGGAGCACGGCGGGCUCACCCCGCCGCCCGCCGCCGCCGCCGGCCAGGGCUUGCACCCCGGGCUGCGCGGCGAGGCCGGCGGCGAGCACGGCGAGCUGGGCGGCCACCACUGCCAGGACCACUCGGACGAGGAGACGCCGACCUCGGACGAGCUGGAGCAGUUCGCCAAGCAGUUCAAGCAGCGCCGCAUCAAGCUGGGCUUCACCCAGGCCGACGUGGGGCUGGCGCUGGGCACCCUGUACGGCAACGUCUUCUCGCAGACCACCAUCUGCCGCUUCGAGGCCCUGCAGCUCAGCUUCAAGAACAUGUGCAAGCUGAAGCCGCUGCUGAACAAGUGGCUGGAGGAGGCCGACUCCUCCACCGGCAGCCCCACGAGCAUCGACAAGAUCGCGGCGCAGGGGAGGAAGAGGAAGAAGCGGACCUCCAUCGAGGUGAGUGUCAAGGGCGUGCUGGAGACGCACUUCCUCAAGUGCCCCAAGCCGGCCGCCCAGGAGAUCUCCUCGCUGGCGGACAGCCUGCAGCUGGAGAAGGAGGUGGUGCGGGUCUGGUUCUGCAACCGGCGGCAGAAGGAGAAGCGCAUGACCCCUCCGGGCGAGCAGCCGCAGCACGACGUGUACUCGCACGGCGUGAAAACGGACACGGCCUGCCACGACCUCUGACCGCGGGCUCGGCCCCGGGACUGCCCGGCCGCGGCACUGCCCGCCCGCACUAUGGGCUUUAACUUAUGGUUUCGGGAGACGCGGCGAGGGGUCCCCGCCCGCCGCCGCCUCGGCAAUAUUUUUUUUUUCCUCUCUCCGACCUGGUCACACACGGUGUUUACUCGCAGACAAGGUUUGUUUUCGGUCUCCGCUAGGAUGAAGGAAAAAAAAAAAAAAAGACACACACAGAAAAAAAAACCCUCACCAACCCCACCGCAAAACAAAACCCAAACAAAAAGGAAGGAAAAAAAGAAACCGAGAAAAAGAAAAAAAAAAAAGGGAAAACCCACGGAAAAAUAGAAAAUGAAAAAAAAAAAAAGAGAACGAAAAACCCGACAGAAAAGGAAAGACAGAUGUGUGCCUAUGAAUAACCUUCCAGCGCCUUGGUUAUAUCAGCUGUAUUUCAGGUGAAUCUGUUUUACAAUAGACUAGUUUUGCAUUUUUAAAGACUUAUAUAGCGUUUUUAAAUGUCUGAGGUGUUUUACUACAAACUGUACACAAUAUUUGUGACCUAAUUUGUAUCGAAUUGAGCAGUCCAAACGUUCCUCCCUUCCCCAAGCGCCGGCAAUGUCACCGAGCGGGGCCGGGGCAGGGUGGCCGCGGCCCUUCCUCACCCCCCCGGAGGAGAUGGGGCUCCCUCCGCGCCCGCGGAGCCCCGCACCGAUGUGAAGAACGGGCUUAUUUGUUGCAGCUUUUUUUCUUCCUUUUCAAGAACUUCCCAACACCGUAAAACGGUCGGGUCACAAGCCUGACCUCCCCCCCUCCCUUCUUCUCGCAAGGAAAAAAAAAAUAAUUAUAUAUAUAAAUAUAUAAAAUAAUUAUUUCUAGGAGAUUUACCCGAAAUUAAGCAUCACAACCAAACCCGUGGCAUUUGCCAGUCUUUUUUUCUUUCCGAAGAUGAGUUGGGCUUUUUAAUCAGCGCCAGACUGAGAGGUCUGUAGUAAAACACCUUUAUCCUUCUGCGCUUUCGCUUCGGAAAUCGGUUUCUCUGUAUUUUGUUUCGAUAGUGAAGAGGAAUGAGGUGUCGGGGGGAGGGAGGAAGGGAGGGAGGGAAGAGGACAGAAAACGCCCGCAUUUGGUUCACGCUGAGCUUCUUUCCGCGUCGCAGGGAGAUGCUGGAUUUGUGGAAAAGCUUUUCUAGGGGGGAGGGCAGGGAGGGGGGGAGAAGAAAAAAAAAUAAUCAUAAUAAUCAACGACAAAACAAAACAGGGAGGAAAAAAAACAAAACAAAAAACAAAACAAAAAACAAACUCUCUACCACCAAAACAAAUCCCCUAAAAUGCAAACGCCGUUUUUCGGGCGCAGGGAAGUGCUGAGCUGCACCCGCCCCCCUCUCCCCCUGUCCCUCCCAGCCCGGGGCUGCGCUGUCCCCAAGGGCGGGGGGCGCGGUGGCCGUGUGAGUGUGUGUGAGUGUCUGUCUGUCUGUCCGUGUGUGAGUGUCUGUCUGUCCGUGUGUGUGCGCCCCCCCCGAGCCCCGCACCCCCAGGGCCGCCGGGCAGGGCCGGGCCCCCCCCCCCGCUCCCGGGGCUGCACCCGCGGCCCCCUGAGGGCCGGGCCGGUCCCCGCUCCGCAGCUCCCGCACAGCAUCCCCCCCUCCUUUCCUUUCCUUUCCUCUCCCCCCUCACCCUUCCCCUCCUCCAGAUUUUUUCCUUUCGACAUUUAUAUUUUUCAAGUAUUUUUCAGUAAGCGCUAAAAAAAAAAAAAAAGAAAAUAGGAAAAAAAAAAGAAAUUAAGAGAAAAAGAAAAAAAAAAUAACUCGACACUGAGGACCUGCCUAUUUCUGCCAACUUUAUAACUGUACAGUUUUGUAUAUUAAACGUUUUUUGGAAGUUAUUAAUUUAAAGAAAGAUCAUUUAGUUUAUUCAUUUAGUAACUGAUGUAUAAUAAACGCUAUUUUCAUUAAAGGUUGCUUUUUUCAACUAUUUUAUCCAAAAUUGCCUAUUGCAGUUGCCAACAAUUAUUUAUUUUCAAUAAAUUCCGCAUUAUGUUUAAAAAAAAAAAGAAAGAAAAAAAAACCGUUUCAGAAAGAAACAACAAAAAAAAAAGAAGCCUAAAUGGGUGUCGGAUAAAAAUAAUAACGAAACACACGAGUGGCUGUAACGUUUGGUUGUCGACCAGUUUUAGUCAAGGGGUUUAUAUUGACGCAAUAUUUUAUUGUUGUAAAAGGAAAAGAAAAAAUUAAAAAAAAAACCAAAAGGUUUAAAUAAACAUUUUUACGAAAGAAAAACAAAAUAGCUGGAAACCUGCGGGUGCGUGGUUUGUGCGCGGGCCGGGCCGGGCUGCGGGGGCUCCUCCGGCCCCUCAGCCCCGGGCACGGCCGGGGGGCUCCAGGGGCCGGUCCGGGCAGUGCCGCUGGCACCUGCCGCGGCUGUGGGGUGGGAAAAAAGCGCUUUUGGGGCGGUAAAAGGAUCCGUGCGGCUUCGGCGGGGCAGGGCAGCGUGUGUCCACCGGCGGAGCCGCUGCGGUGCGUGUGUAUCGAUAUCGGUGCCGUCCCCGCGCUGCCCCCGCGGCGGGUCCCGGCCCCGUGCAGCGGCCGCGAGCGGGGCACCGGGUACCGGGCAAGUUUCUUUUGUUCCGCCCGUCCCCCCGCCCACCGUGGCCGGGCAGCGGCCGCCGGCAGCGGAGGGGCCGCGGCGCCGAGCCCCGUCCCCGCCCCGGGCCGCUCCCCCGGCGGGGAGGGCAGCGAGCGGAGGAACAAUAACCCUUAAUCACAUCCACCGGGGGAACGGGGCAACCCCGGCAGCCGGGGGUGCAGGGGGAGGCAGGGAAGCAGCAAAAACUUCAAGGGAUCGCCAGCGAAAUGGGCUUUUAUUUUAUUUUUUUCUUUUCUUCUCCCCCUUUCUGAAGCCGAACCUCGGAGAAAACAAUACCCAACCCUUCUGCCAGCAGUGUAGGGGGGAAAAAAAUUACCUUUAGGAAUCCUGAGGAGCGGCCCGAGCAGGGAGCGAGCUCUGGUCUUCAAUAAGCAGCAGCAGCAGCAGCACGCGAGUGGACAGGCGCCUUCCCACUGCACUGCCAGCACGCCACCCCUCCUGCACCUGGGAGCGAGAGGGAUUUGGGAUGUGAACAGUGGGCCAUGCAUUGUUCCUGAACCGUAAAACUGAUUUAUUUCAUUGCUAAAUCUCUGUGAGCUGCAGCACCGCGGCCUUGGGGGCAACGGGCCUGCGGCCGCCCCUGCGCUGGGCAGCAGGGCCCGGGUGGCUCCGCUGAGGGACCGCGACCUCCAGCUCUCUCUCCUGAAGGAUUACAGCAGCAGCAGAAGGAAAUAUAACCCCCAAAAGGCCGAUCUUUCAGUCAGCUCCAGGAACAGGAUGAAUGUGGCGUGGGGACCAAAGCAGGAGUAAAGAGCCGUGGUUUGUAAACAGCCCCAGCUGAGGAGAUGGAGAAGGUCCGGGUUAAAGCCAGCCCGGGUUAAAACCAGCCCAGGUUAAAGCCAGCCCUGCAAACUCACGGUGCCUCUGGGCCCAGGGAGGCAAAGCUCCUCAAGGCAGCCUUGGUUUGGAGGAGGGACAGAAGGCGUUUCAGUGAAAUUAGCGCGUUUUAGAGCCCUUUGGCUGUUCUGUAAAUACAACCACAGCGAGGGCUGGGUUAUGUCUUAUUUUUAAACAAAUUAGGUUGAGACAAAAGGGAUGCAAUGAAAGACGAAAUCAAGUAAGUUUAUAAACAGAAGCACUUCAAAGGCUGCUGGAAAGCCGGAGAAAAUAGGAGAAUUUCGUCUAAAGAAAAGAAAAUCUCUGCUGGUUAUUGCCCAUCGAUUUCAGUGUUCCUGUGAGCAAAAGGAAACUCUUUUGUGCCACCUAAUGUUAAGUACAGAUCACUGUUGUCUUCUUUGCUGCCCAUCAUCCAUGGUGAGCGUGGGGAGCCCUCGGGGUGCUGAGCCCAUCAAGGUGGAGCUCAGCAUCCCAAAGUCCCACCAAACCAAGGGCAGGGAGAGAGAAACUUCAGCUUCACAGUUACCUUCUGAAUUUAGGGAGUUUUUUUUUUUAAAAAGAACUCAGGAGGGGGUGGAGAGAAGCACGGGGUAGAAUCAUAAGAAUUGAGAGACUCCAAAUUUGGGCUUUGUUAUAAAAAAGUAGCUGCAGAACGAGCACAUCCAGGGUUUAUGUAAGCUGCCCACCCCCAAGCUCCAUCUCAGCAGCCUCUGGGCUUGGGGGAGCUUCUCCCUCCGCUCUCCUCAAGAACCCAAGUGGCCUGGCCUUUGCACACCCGUGUCUCCCAGCUGGAAGAAUUUUGGUGUGUACUUAGCAGCCAUUCACGUUAAUUUAGUAUGUAAAUAUCCCACACUAUCCUUUAAAGAAUGGGCUGAAAGCAAGUGUUUCUCUGAUGACAAUAAAUUGCACCAUUUUUGUGAUUUUAAUGGUGAGUGUUAAACGUCUUUAGCAAUUUUUGGGGCUGAAUCUUCCAUGCUUUCCAUAUUAUACUGGAAAAAAAACCAACCAGAGGCUUCCUUUGAGUUAAGUUUUCAAUAUUUGUAAGCUGUGCUCUUUAAAGAUGGCCAGGACAUGGGAGAGGGUUCUCUUGAAAGCAAAAGAUUACAAGAAGUAAGCAGAGAUGUCAUUUCACUUUAGGUUGGUCACUACAGAUCAUUCAAACUAUGGACCAGUCAAUCUAUACCUAGGCUACAUUUGACCAAGAUGUUUUUAAAAUCUCUCAAAAUGAAAUAUUUCAAGGGGUUUUUUUUCUGUACUUUUAGGUGUUGAUUCCAUAGGUUCAGGCAGAACAGAUGAAAGCAACUUUGGGCUGAGUCCAUGUACCAAAGCCACCACUGAUUUUAGGGCAGAUCCACGUGUGGAUGGAGGCACAUUUGAAACCUCAGUCCUUCCCCCAGGAGCAUAUGGGGCUGGGGGUGGAUGCCCUGAUCCCAAAACCCAGACAAAAUUAAUUGUUUACUCACCAGAGCAAUCAGUGAGCUCACCAUGCAAAUGGAGUUAUUAAUUAA
This is a messenger RNA of Zonotrichia leucophrys gambelii, 6151 nucleotides long. RefSeq names its product POU class 3 homeobox 4 (gene POU3F4). NCBI's taxonomy places the organism in Eukaryota, Metazoa, Chordata, Aves, Passeriformes, Passerellidae. The transcript has a single exon. Bases 55 to 1173 code for a protein of 372 amino acids. Gene Ontology annotation, molecular function: DNA-binding transcription factor activity, RNA polymerase II-specific; RNA polymerase II cis-regulatory region sequence-specific DNA binding. Gene Ontology annotation, cellular component: nucleus. The record is from RefSeq and is a predicted model, not a curated record. Gene Ontology annotation, biological process: brain development; regulation of transcription by RNA polymerase II.